AUGACUUGUUCGUAUCUACCGAGGACCACUUCCGAUCACUGUCCUAUGUACAUAGAGUUUCGUAAGGAUCCUUUUUCCUAUGGCCCCUCUCCAUUUCGGUUCCAGCAAAUGUGGGUGGAGCAUCCCGAAUUUAUGGAUUUUGUUCAGAAUGUUUGGGCUGCUCCUGCGAUUGAUGCCCUUGAAAAGAAAGUUGAGGAACUUGAGGGUAGUCUUCAAAGGGAUUGGAAGGAAGAUGUCGAAAGAGAGCUUGUUUCUUCCACUGUUGAGUUGUCAUCUUGGAGGCGUAGAGAAGAUACUAGAUUGGCUCAAAUGGCUAAGCUAAAGUGGAAAAUGGAAGGAGACCACAACACUAAAUUUUUUCAUGUUUGUUUAGCUAGUAAAAGGAACAAGAGAAUUCAAGAGAUGAGAACGUUGAAUGGGGUAGAGUAUUCUUCACCGGAAGACAUUCAUCAAGGUGCCGUUAAUUAUUUUUCUGGUUGUCUUCAAAAUACCAACCAGUCAAGAGAGCUUCUGGAUUUAUCUUACUUAAUAUCCCCGGUUAUUGAUGAAGCGGAUAGUACCCAUAUCUGUCGCAUUCCUGCUCUGGAUGAAGUUCAUGAGGCUCUUUCUUCUAUUCCUAUAAAUAGUUCACCAGGGCCGGAUGGUUUUGGUGCGGGUUUCUUUAAAAGCUGCUGGGAGAUGGUGAAGAUGGAUGUCUUGUCUGCUAUUUCAGAAUUUUUUAUCUCUAAAUCUCUUCCGAGGUUCUAUACGGCUUCUUUUAUUGUGCUGAUUCCAAAGAUGAAUGCGCCUUCAGGGUUCGACAAAUUUAGGCCGAUCAGUCUUUGUUCGGUUUUCUAUAAAAUAUGCUCUAAAACUAUUGUUAAUCGUCUUACUGGCCUUCUUCCCAAGAUGAUUUCUCUUGAGCAAGGCACUUUUAUUCCUGGGCAUAGUAUUUUUGAAAAUAUCAGUCUUACUCAGGAAAUGGUCCAUUCUCUUAACAAGCAAUCUCAUGGUGGUAAUAUCAUGCUCAAAGUUGAUAUGGCCAAAGCGUAUGAUCAAGUGGAUUGGAAUUUUUUGUUGGAGGUGCUUCGUUUUUUUGGUUUUCCUCCUUCUUUCUGUGAUUUAAUUCAUGCUUGUAUUUCCAAUAUUUGGUAUUCUGUGAUGCUUAAUGGUACGACAAAAGGUUUCUUUCAAGGGGGUCGUGGUCUUCGUCAGGGGGAUCCUCUCUCUCCUUAUCUUUUUAUUAUUCUUCAAGAGGUCCUUUCGAGACUCUUGAAACAUAGUGUGGCAGAAAAAAGGAUUGGUCAAUUUUCUCAAGCUCAAGGUACUCCCCAGAUUUCUCAUCUUAUGUAUGCUGAUGACAUUGUGAUUUUUUUGAAUGGCAGCAAGAAUUCUAUUAGGGAGCUAUUACUAGUUUUUGAGAAGUAUGAAAAUUGGUCAGGGCAGAUGAUCAAUAAAGAUAAAACUUCUAUGUUCUUUUCUCGAAAAAUCUCGCCGGCCCGUAAGAGAGCUCUCAAGCGGAUGACAGGGUUUUCAGAAGGAUCUUUUCCCUUUAAGUACUUAGGAGUUCCUAUUGUUUUGGGGCGUCUCAAGCAAGGGCAUUUGGAGGAGAUGGUGAACAAAGUCUGGAAAAAAAUUAGCGGCUGGAAAAUGAAGAUUCUCUCCUCGAGUGGUCGUCUGAUUCUUCUUAGACAUGUUCUUUCUAGUAUGGCUUUACAUUUGUUUGCUGUUUUGCAGGUUCCCAAUUCUAUUAUCAAAGUCCUUAAUCGUCUGAUGAGCACUUUCUUUUGGGGCGAGGUGAAUGGGAAAGGUAAAAAAAAAUGGGUGGCUUGGACUAAUAUCUGUAAGCCAGUUGAGGAAGGUGGUCUGGGGUUGCGCAAUUUGGAUGAUAUGCAAAAAGCCUUGCACAUGCGGUUUGCUUGGAAUUUAAUUCAAGGUAAAUCUUUAUGGGCAAGAUUCUUUAAGGAAAAAUAUGUGGGAUCUUCCCCGUGCUCCCUUCUUGACACUAAAAAAGGUACAAGGUUUUGGAAAAUGAUCGUUAAAAGUAUUCCCAGUAUUCUCAAUAAUUCCAAGUGGCGUAUUAGGGAUGGGAACAUUUUAUUUUGGUAUGAUAAAUGGAGGGAAGAUGGUCCUUUAAUUGAUGAUUUCCAUAUCGUGGGAAACCCACUGCUUCAAAUUAAGGAUUGUAAAAUGUCGAAUAGCUGGGAUGUGGAUUUAUUGACUAACUUAGUGGGUCAGAAUAAUGUGGAUAACAUAAUUGAGGCUUUGGCUCGUUGUAAGGGGGGAUCGGAUGUGUUGAUAUGGACAAAGCAUGAUAGUGGUAAUUUCAAUACUAAAUCGACUUGGGAUUGUAUUCGAGUUCGAGGGUCUAGCAUGGAAUGGCAUUCUUGGAUGUGGCAUAAAUCCCUUCCCCUUAAAAUCUCUAUUGCUAUGUGGAAAGCUUGGAAUAUGGCUUUGAGUGUUGACGAUCGUCUUCGACAGAUUGGUAUUUCUAUAGUUUCUCGUUGUGACUGUUGUGACGAAGGCAAUUGUGAAGAUCAAAACCAUGUCUUGUUUGAAGGGGUCUUUGCUGCAAAGAUUUGGCAUUAUCGUGGUACUAUUUUUGGUCUUCCUAUUGGUUGCUCCUGGAUGGAGACAGUGAAGGCCUGGUUUCGACGUGCUUCUUCUUCUUCUCAAGUGGGGCGUUUGGUCGGUUUUCUUCCUUCCAUGAUUACUUGGCAACUCUGGCAAAGAAGAUGUAAGGCCCGUAUGGAGGGGCGUUUUGAGCCUUUCAAUUCGGUUUGGCAUGCUAUUAAAUCCUGGAUGACUUCUAUGUGUCAAGACAUGAAUAAGGUUAAUACUUGCUCCCGGUAUGAUCUGGAUAUCUUGCAGGCUUUACAGAUUUCGGCUUUGGCUCCAGUUAGACCUCAUUUUCAGCUUGUGUCUUGGAAAAAACCUGCUCAAGGGUGGUUCAAGUUGAAUACAGAUGGCAGUAGCCUUGGUAAUCCAGGUUCUUCAGGGGUGGGUGGGAUUAUUAGAAAUGAUCGUGGUCAUUUGGUUCAUGCUUUUUCUUCUCAUAUUGAUUUUGGUUCUAAUAAUAGAGCCCAGUUGUUAGCUCUUCUGCAAGGUCUCAAAGUCUGUAAACAAUUGGGUAUACACUUGGUAGAUAUUGAAUUAGAUUCUCAAGUGGUUAUCUCGUGGUGGAAUAGGAGGAGAUGUGGUGUCUGGUAUUUGGAGGAUUUCUGGGAAGAUAUUCUUGAUAUUACUGACUCUAUGGUUUGCAUGUUUCGGCAUGUUUAUAGAGAGGGCAAUAAAGUUGCUGACUGGUUGGCUAAGAGAGGUGCAGCUGGUCACCAUUCGGUUUGGAAUGUUAUUGGGGAUAUGCCUAGGUUUCCCAGAGGAUUAAUUCAUUUGGAUAAAUUGGGUUUACCUUCGUUGCGUUGA
This is a messenger RNA of Carya illinoinensis, 3402 nucleotides long. RefSeq lists its product as uncharacterized. The transcript has 2 exons. Bases 1 to 3402 code for a protein of 1133 amino acids. The record is from RefSeq and is a predicted model, not a curated record. Gene Ontology annotation, molecular function: RNA-DNA hybrid ribonuclease activity; nucleic acid binding. NCBI's taxonomy places the organism in Eukaryota, Viridiplantae, Streptophyta, Magnoliopsida, Fagales, Juglandaceae.